AUUUUCAAUUCCAUGGUUGAAUCUAGCCCCCUAAGGAGCCCUGAGAAGGGGGAGAAGGAGAGAAAGAAAUCAAGGUCAAACAGCAGAAAUAAGGCCAAAUCAAGCUCCAAGUCGAGAUCUCGCUCACGUUCCAGAUCCCGAUCUAGAUCCCGCUCCCGCCGUCGAUCUCGUUCCAGGAAACGAUCUGGACGAAGUCGAUCUCGAAGCCGAUCUCGUCGAUCAAGAUCCAGAUCUCGUUCUCGAGGAAGGAGGAGGUCUAGAAGUAGGUCUGGUUCUUUGGACCUCGAAGGACAUCGUCUCCAUGUAGCAGAUUUAGACAACUCAGCGUCUAAACGAGACGUGGAAAAGGUGUUUGAGAAGUAUGGAAAGCUAGUUGAGGUGUGGAUGGCAAGAUCUGUGCCUUGCUUUGCUUUUGUGGUUUUUAAGCGUAAAGAAGAUGCAUACGAAGCUUGUCGGAGUGCAGAUGGUUUGGAGAUAUGCGGGAGAUCUGUUCGUGUGACAGUAGCCCGGCCCCGAGCUCGACGUGGAGGAGGGGGAGGUGGUGGAGGAGGGGGUUCCUUUGGUUCAAGAAGAGGUGGAUUUGACCCAGAUCUGCGAUGUUAUCAAUGUGGUAAUCGUGGACAUUUCUCCCGAGAUUGUCCGGACACAAUGUUUGGUUACAAGCAGCUGGAUACAGAGCUCCGCCAGCCGGAGCCCGCCGCUCUCGGAGCCGGAGCCGUAGACGAUCCCGUUCCAGAUCCAGGAGGCGUAGGAGUAGGAGCAGGAGUUAGUGGUUGA
Molecule: messenger RNA, 777 nt
Organism: Eurytemora carolleeae
Lineage: Eukaryota; Metazoa; Arthropoda; Copepoda; Calanoida; Temoridae
Product: serine/arginine-rich splicing factor 7
Exons: 10
Coding region: 13-777 (254 amino acids)
Biological process (GO): mRNA splicing, via spliceosome
Cellular component (GO): nuclear speck
Molecular function (GO): zinc ion binding; mRNA binding
Source: RefSeq, a predicted model, not a curated record